AUGGUGCUUUUAGUUUUGGUUAAGAGUCAGUUUAUGAAUAUUUGGGUUGAAGAAUCAACAUUCAAGAUUUUGAUUAGGGCACUCUGUAGAAAUGGAAAAGGAAAUAAUGCUGUUGAUUUGUUGAAUUUAAUGGUGGAUAGUGGGUUUGAUCUUGAUAGAAAGAUUUGUUCUUUGAUAUUAUGUACCAUGUGUGCGCAAAAGGAGUGUGAGGGGGUCGAGAUUUUGGAUGUUUUGGAUAAAAUGAGGGAAUUAGGAUACAGUCCAAAAAGGGUGGAUUUAUGCAAUGUGAUUAGGUUUUAUGUGAAAAAUCGAAAAGGGGUUGAAGCUUUGGAGGUGUUAAGUAAGUUGAAGAUGAGUGGAAUGGUGCCUGAUAUUGUAUGUUACAAUUUGGUUUUGAAUGGAUUGCUUUUGGAAGGGGAGUAUGAAAGUGCAGAUGAAGUGUUUGAUGAAAUGCUUGUACUAGGUCUAGUUCCUGAUAUUGUAACUUAUAAUGUGUAUAUUAAUGGUUUGUGUAAGCAGAAUAAAGUGGAUGAGGCAGUAAGAAUGCUUGGUUGUAUGGAGGAACUGGGGUGUAAACCUGAAAUGAACACUUAUUAUACUAUAUUGGAGGAUUUGUGUAGGAGAGGAAUGUUGUCCUCUGCAAAAGAAGUUUGUGGGAAUAUGAAACUAAAGGGUUUGCAACUGAAUUCACUGAUAUAUGACAUUUUAGUUAACUGCAUGAUUAGAGAGGGUGAAGUUGAGGAAGCCUGUGAUGUGCUAGGUGAAAUGGUAGGCAGGGGCUUCGUUCCUCAGUCGAUUACAUUUGAUGGAUUAGUGCAUCUUCUGUGCCAGAGGGGUCUGUUUUCUGAGGCGAUGGAGUUGCUUAACGAAAUGGUCGUCAAAAGCAUCGUUCCUGGAAUUAGAUCAUGGGAAGCAUUAGUUCACUGUCUUUCACAAACACAAAAUUUUGAUGGGUUUAUUCAAGUUUCUCAAUCGGUCCUUUUUGGUGAGGAGGAAUAG
Messenger RNA from Nicotiana attenuata, 999 nucleotides. RefSeq names its product pentatricopeptide repeat-containing protein At2g38420, mitochondrial. NCBI's taxonomy places the organism in Eukaryota, Viridiplantae, Streptophyta, Magnoliopsida, Solanales, Solanaceae. The record is from RefSeq and is a predicted model, not a curated record. The transcript has a single exon. Gene Ontology annotation, molecular function: protein binding. The coding region runs from base 1 to 999 and encodes 332 amino acids.